This is a messenger RNA of Ipomoea triloba (trilobed morning glory), 1689 nucleotides long. RefSeq names its product UDP-glucose 4-epimerase GEPI48-like. The coding region runs from base 337 to 1452 and encodes 371 amino acids. The record is from RefSeq and is a predicted model, not a curated record. Gene Ontology annotation, cellular component: cytosol. Lineage: Eukaryota; Viridiplantae; Streptophyta; Magnoliopsida; Solanales; Convolvulaceae. Gene Ontology annotation, biological process: galactose metabolic process; rRNA processing. The transcript has 9 exons. Gene Ontology annotation, molecular function: UDP-glucose 4-epimerase activity; RNA binding.
CGGAAGGAGAAGAGAAUAUUCAUUACUGAGCUCUAAAUCUCCGCCGGCACAACCGUCAAAUGCCACGACGAUCUUCCGGUUGGACAUACCGACAAAACCUUCCAGCACGUUCUACAUCUCACAUUAUUCUUCUUCUUCUUCUUCUUCACCAAAAAGGCCCCGCCUUUUUUCACACCCAUUCUGGUCCGCACACAUAUAAACUCGCCUUUCCCACCUCUUCCUCUCCUCCAGAUCACAAUUUUCAAUACCCAGAUUCCCUUUUCUUCUCAAUUAUACACAUUUCUUCUUCCGUCUACUCGCUCAUAUCUAGCUAGGGUAGUUUGUUUGGUUCUUGAAAUGGUUGAAACGAUGUCCCAGAACAUUCUUUUGACGGGGGGAGCAGGCUAUAUUGGGAGCCACACUGUGUUGCAAUUGCUGCUCUCUGGCUACAAGAUUGUUGUGAUUGAUAAUUUGGAUAAUUCUUCUGCUGUUGCCAUCAAACGAGUUCAGGAGCUUGCUGGCCGACACGCCCACAAUCUUGAGUUUCAACAGAUGGAUCUCCGUGACAAGCCUGCACUUGAAAGUCUUUUUUCCUCUAAGAAGUUUAGUGCUGUUAUCCAUUUUGGUGGUUUAAAAGCUGUUGGUGAAAGUGUGCAGAAACCUUUGAAGUAUUAUAACAACAAUCUCAUUGGUACAAUUACCCUCCUGGAAGUCAUGGCUGCCCAUGGAUGUAAAAAACUUGUGUUUUCGUCAUCAGCGACUGUUUAUGGUUGGCCGAAAGAGGUCCCAUGCACAGAGGAAUCCCCCCUUAGUGCUGCAAAUCCAUAUGGACGAACCAAGCUUUUCACUGAAGACAUAUGUCGUGAUCUCCACCAAUCAGACUCGGAAUGGAAAAUCAUAUUGCUGCGAUACUUCAAUCCUGUUGGCGCCCAUCCUAGUGGCUACAUUGGUGAAGAUCCGCGUGGAAUCCCAAACAAUCUCAUGCCUUUCGUUCAACAAGUUGCUGUCGGGAGGCGACCGGCAUUAACAGUUUUUGGAAAUGAUUACUUAACAAAGGAUGGUACAGGGGUACGCGAUUACAUUCAUGUUGUGGAUUUAGCAGACGGCCACGUGGCUGCAUUGAAGAAGCUGGCUGAUCCUUCAAUAGGCUGUGAAGUUUACAACUUGGGAACUGGAAAAGGUACAUCAGUCCUGGAAAUGGUGGCGGCAUUCGAGAAGGUAUCAGGCAAGAAAAUUCCGCUGAAAAUGGCUGGUCGACGCCCUGGUGAUGCUGAAACUGUAUAUGCAGCAACAGCGAAAGCAGAACGCGAGCUAAACUGGAAGGCAAAAUAUGGGAUAGAAGAGAUGUGCAGAGAUCAGUGGAAUUGGGCAAGCAGAAACCCCUAUGGGUAUGAAGGAUCUCCUCAGAAAUCUGCAUGUUUCCUGCCUUGUCUUCCCAGGAAUCAAGUACAAGGUUGCCUUGCACAGAACUAGGAGGAGGAUGUGUGUUUUAUUUUACUUACAUAAAUACCCCUACCUACCACUCAGUAUUCAUUUAUUUCUCUAACAUCCAACUUUUGCUGUUGCUGAAUUUAUUUAGGUUUUCUUUAGCUCCCUCCAGCCACUGAUCACAAAUAGGAUAUAUAUUGUUUUUGUAUUACUUACUUGAUUCAUUACCUUUCUUGUUUUGCAUUAUUAAGUAAAUACAAUUCUUUUGGGUUUGUUUGUUUC